Messenger RNA from Pomacea canaliculata, 3937 nucleotides. RefSeq lists its product as uncharacterized. Bases 294 to 1655 code for a protein of 453 amino acids. The transcript has 4 exons. Lineage: Eukaryota; Metazoa; Mollusca; Gastropoda; Architaenioglossa; Ampullariidae. The record is from RefSeq and is a predicted model, not a curated record.
UUUGCUUUUCCCGAAGAAUUGUUGUAUAGCGACCUCAUCCGAGCCUUCGGAUUGGCCGCUAGCUCACGUGACUUACUCUCUAACCCAUACAGCUUUGCACAUACACAUAUCGCACUGUUUUGGGUUGUCGUCUGCUCGAUGUCAAGACUCCACAUACGGCAGUUUGUGGCAGGAAUAAGCAGUUUUAAUAAAUAUUACAAAGUACGCGCGCUUAUCUGCAGCAGUUUACUGUACAGCUUAUCAUUUAAGCGAGCAUUUGGCACAAUAUCGACAACGCCAGUAUUUUAGUCAUCAUGUCGAUUCAGAUGACACACACAACUAAACCCUGUGAAUCAGGUGUACCAAUCAAGGAAUAUCCUGACUUGCUGGCCAUCCUUCCUGAAGGACAGGAAUAUCAUGUCUGCUGGUAUUCAGCAAUGGGUGAAGGCAAGUUUAAGUGUGAAAUAAGAGUGCCCAUCACUACUGCAGAAGAUGCAAGAGCUUGGUUUGACCAACACAAGAAAAAGGCCCAGAUUACAUGGCGUGUAAAAACAACUGCCCGAGUUACUGGGAAAGGAACCCUACUGAAAAUCUAUUACAGGUGUCAGCACAAUACUUUACCAAGAAGUAAAACAGCAGAUGAGAAGCCAAACUCCAAAAAUACAAAUUGCCCCGCUCAGAUGACCUUGACAGUCAAAGCAACUACCAUGAAAAAAAGCAGUGACCAUCAUUUGCCAGCUUUGCCUAUGAUUGUGCAUAUUGAGCAUGUGCAUAAUCAUCCAAUCACAGGCAAUGCCAAAGUAAUGCAGCACCGGGAUGUCUCAGAGGACACAAUUCAAAAAUUUAAAGAUUUGUUUGCUAGAGGGCACACUCCAGCAUCUGCUCUCAAAAUGCACAAAUUUAAUCUGCAUAUGGAGCACCCAGACAAUUACAUCUAUUUGGCCUCGGACCGUUCAGUUUGUCCAGACUUGAGUUUUGUUUACAAACUGUAUGCCAAAGUUUUCCAGAAGAGCUAUGGUGCAGAUUCAGGACAAGGUCUCCUGACUGCUGUAAAUAGUCUGAUUGAGAACUAUAACAAUGAACAGAAACUGAAGUGUGCAUCAAUGGAGCUCAUUAAGGACAAGACUGUGAUUGCUGUGUAUACUCCUUUAAUGAGGCGUAUUAGCGAGAAGCAUAGGGCCAGCGGUGAGCUGGUUUUCAUUGAUUCUACAGGAGGAGUAGACCGUUACAACUGCAGGGUCUUCCUCCUUCUUACACACAGUGCUGCUGGAGGUUUGCCACUAGGGUGCAUUAUAACCACCUCUGAGUCAACAGAUGCCCUAGAGCUAGGCUUUGACUUGUACAAGAGGCUGCUCUCAAAAGAUUCCUUUAAUGGACGAGGGGAGAGAGGGCCAGUUGUAAUUCUCACAGAUGACUGUGAAAUGGAGAGAAAGGCACUGAAAACGGUGUUUCCAGAAUCCAUUCUUAUUCUGUGCGUGUUUCACAUCCUUCAGGCAGUAUGGCGGUUUCUGUGGGACAGUAAGCACGCAGUUCCAAGAGAUGAUCGUCCUCACCCACUGAAACUUGUCCGAAACCUUGUGUAUGCGGACAAUCAACAGCAAAUGUGUCCUACAAAACGAGAACAUUGGAAAAAACCACACAUCCAAAUGGUAGCUCUAGAGAUUCUGGAAACAUGACACACACAUCGUCAGAAAUCAGCUUUUGAUAUCCUCCUUCACACACACAUACACACUUUCUCUCUCACACUCACACUGAAAAAUAAUGAAGCAGCAGGGCCCAACUAAGUGAGUUUUUCUAACAUUCCUCAGCAUCCAUUGCCCCUUUCCUAUUAGCUCAGUUUAACCACCUUUUUGAAAAUGGUUUGUUUCCUGAUGCAUGGUCUGAAGCUACCAUGCAAGCUUUACAUAAUAAGGGUGAUACUAAAUGUGUAUAUUUAUUUUUCCUAAAAACUUGUUGUAUAUGGACCUUACCCGAGCCUUCAGAUUGAGAAAACUGUAGAGGUAUUUCUCUGUUUAACAUCUGUAGUAAAAUUUACAUUUCUAUACUUAACAAAAGAAUCACUGAAUAGAUUGAGCAACACAGUACUCUGGGUGAAGAACAAGUAGGCUUUAAGAGGGAUCAGCACAAUAGAUCAUAUACUUUGGUGGCACAUAUUUAGAAGCAGCUAGUAAAUCAUGAAAAGCUCUAUGUACCUUUCAUUGACUUCCAGAGAGCUUUCGAUUCAGUGAUUAGAGAAAAACUCUGGACCGUAUUACAGAAAAAUGGUAUACCUGGCAAAAUGGUUAAAGCUAUCAAAAGUAUGUUAAGGACAGAGUAAGGGUUGGUGGGGACCUGACUUUAUGUUGUAACUGCCCAAAAGGAUUAAAACAGGGUAAAUCUGCAUCCCUGUCCUAUUCUCUGCAUUUCUCAAUGAUUUAACACAUUAAAUUAGACAAAAGCUUACAUGGCUAUAUUAUGUGAUGAUUUUUCUGUACAAAUAUGGAUUUUGUUUCAUAUGGAAUAGUCAAGGGCUCUGUGUUCCAGUUCAUGGCAUGUUAUUCUGUUCUAUAGCGUCUAUAGAAUAGUUUUGAUGACACUGAGGAGUCUUGCAUGCCAGCAGAUUGACCUCUACUCUUCACACUUGGAAGCCUACAUUUCAAAGGCAUUAAGCAGCAUGAGUAAGAUCUGCAUGAUUGAAACAGUUUAAUAAGUAAUGGUUACACUUCGGCCUACAGUUUUCAUAAUCUUAAUGGGCCCAUAUUUUUCUCUAAUCAUUAAGUCAUGUAUAAUAUAUUAACACUUAGCACUGUUAUAGAAAUCCAAGCCCUGGACAUUUGAAUAUUAAAACUAAGUUUAUCCUCCUCGCUGCUCACUCAUAACUAAUUGAGUACCCUGAAAAUGCAGGUAAAGAUGUUUAGCCAUCAUGCUUUCAAUCAAUCCUCUGGGUUGCCUUAUGUAAUAAUUUCACCUGUUUUGGUGCCCAAUGAAAGUGGAAAAUAAUAUCAGGUCAGGACAUAGCAUGGAACUCUUGUAAAUCCUAAUAUUGUUUCUUGUGUGUAUGUUGCUAUUAUUAUUCAGAUGGUUUCCAGUAUAACAUUUAGAUUGCUAAAGGAAAAAACAGUAGUUACUAUCAAACGCUAUGGCAAAACAACUUGCUCAAAAUAAUAGGGAACACAAAUACCGAAACACAACAUGAUACUGGAUUGAAGAAUAUAACAGAAAAUGGACUCACUUGCUAGAGGCUUUACCACAAGAUAUGCACCAAAUGGAAUGAGCAUGUAUUUGUCAGUAUAGUCAAACCUGAAUUUGUUUAUGAUUAUGCUUAAUGUUAGUAAAAUAUACAAAGAAUGUUAAGAAUUGUCUUUUGCCAGUCCUGAUAUUUUAAGUUUACAUGCUAGUUUAUGAUUUACGUUGUCCAUUUUUAUGAACAUUUUUACUAGCAAGAAAUUAUGUUUAUAUCAAGUCUUAAUUUGUUCAUUUUUACACAGAAUGUUUUUUAAUGUAACAUUUUAUUUCUAUAACAUCAUAACAUUGCAAGUCAGAGAAGUUGAAGUUAAUACAAUCACAUGUCAGAUGAACACGUUGCAUACAGAGCUUCCUUCAUUCACCAUGUUUCAUGGAUUAUACAAGUGGGCAUAAGCAUAUAUAAUCAAAAUUUCUGGAGUAAUUACAUAGAAUGUUAAUGAUACUAAUGUUGUACUGGUAGAAUUUAACAGAACUGAUUAGUGUUAUGUCAAGAAGCCAAUUUGGAAUGCAGAAGCCAUUUCUGUGUGCUUUUAGCUAGACUGUUGUCUUUUGCGAAUUUGCUAUUAUGAGCUCAGGUUAGUGUGGGCUUUAAAAUUCUCAGUUUAAAAAUAUUUCACUUUUUAUUGCUAAGAAAUUAUUUUUAUAACUUACAUAGAGGAGUACCAAUUGUUCUGUGUAGAAAGAACCAGUGGUCACCGCAAAACAAAAAAAUAAAACUUGGACAUCAGUUGUU